CCCAAAGGUGCGUUCUCUCUCUCUAACCGCCAAAAAAAAUUCGCAGCGAAGAGAAAGCGAAGGAAAAAGUAAAGGGAUCUCCUCGCAGAUCUCCGCCCCUAGGGUUAGCGUUGGGGCUUAUCCUUCUCUCCCAUUUUGGUUUCGAUUUUUUUCUGUUUUUUCUUGGAUUUUGCGUUCAUGGACGUUGUGGAGAGGGCUGAGGGAUGUGGGAUUGUUGCUGUUCUCUGCUGGAGAUUUCAGAUGCGUAGCUGAGGAGGCGGAGGAGGAGGAGGAGAGAUUGGAGGAGGUCUCGGGGGAGGAGAUCUGGGGAGGAGAUGAGCGCAUCGAGGUUCAUAAAGUGUGUCACGGUGGGGGACGGCGCCGUCGGCAAGACCUGCAUGCUUAUAUCCUACACCAGCAACACUUUCCCCACGGAUUAUGUUCCAACAGUUUUCGACAAUUUCAGUGCAAAUGUUGUGGUGGAUGGUAGCACUGUUAACCUAGGUUUGUGGGACACUGCAGGCCAGGAGGAUUAUAAUAGAUUAAGACCUUUGAGCUAUCGUGGGGCUGAUGUUUUUUUGCUGGCAUUCUCUCUCAUCAGUAAGGCCAGCUAUGAAAAUGUUGCUAAGAAGUGGAUUCCUGAACUGAGGCACUACGCACCAGGUGUGCCUAUAAUUCUUGUUGGGACCAAGCUUGAUCUUCGGGAUGAUAAGCAAUUUUUUAUAGAUCACCCAGGUGCUGUUCCCAUUACUACUGCUCAGGGAGAAGAGCUGAGGAAGGCAAUAGGGGCUCCUGCCUACAUCGAGUGCAGUUCAAAGACCCAACAAAACGUCAAGGCAGUUUUUGAUGCAGCCAUUAAGGUGGUACUCCAGCCUCCCAAGCAGAAGAAAAAGAAGAGGAAGGGACAGAUGGCUUGCUCCAUUUUGUGAUCAUGGAACACGAGAAGAAAGAAUGAUGACCCACCAGCCAUCCUUUGUUGUGAUUCCUUGCUCCAUUAAAGGAUCUUGGUCAGUGCAGAAUCAACUGACAGCAGUAUCAGGUGAUCUGUUUCAAUUUUUUCUGUCUUGUGGUGAUUGGUAACCAACUUGUCGCAAUGUGCACCUUCAGAUGAUGACUUGUUCACCUUGAUGUAAGGGAAAUCUUGUUUAGAUAUGUUUUCCUUGCAUGGACACGAUAUGAUAGUAUUUUUGUACCUUAAUUUAAUUGCUUAAAAGGCUUGGCUAGAUUGUGUAAUUUGGCUUGAGUAGAUUGUGUAAUUGUUUGCUGAACUUAUGUUCAGAAACUCCGAUCACCUAUUUUUGUGCAAAUCAUUGGAAUGGGAUGGACUGGCAUGGCAUGCUUCUCUC
This is a messenger RNA of Elaeis guineensis (African oil palm), 1325 nucleotides long. Lineage: Eukaryota; Viridiplantae; Streptophyta; Magnoliopsida; Arecales; Arecaceae. The record is from RefSeq and is a predicted model, not a curated record.